Prorocentrum cordatum is the source of this 1516-nucleotide messenger RNA. NCBI's taxonomy places the organism in Eukaryota, Dinophyceae, Prorocentrales, Prorocentraceae. The record is from the annotation of a GenBank genome assembly.
CCCCCGUUCAUGCCCAAAAUGCACGCGUCGUUUGCCCCAGAUCCUCCCGCCGCACUAAACGAAAACUGCGACUGCAAAGAUCAAGCGUUCUGAGAAAAAACGAUGGUCGUCGCAGAGACCAGGACUGCAAGACCGAAGGCAGCACUGCCAGCGGUCACGGCUGAUCUCCGCCCUGGUGCGAAAUCGGCACCAAGCAACCUGCCGAAUGAAAACGAAGUCAGCACUGAACAACGCUCCCACUCAGCCUGUACAAUUGUCCUUUGGGCGUUGACUCGGAUUAUACAGGGCUAAAUGCCUGCACCCGCGGAUUAAGCCCUAUAGUCGCGACGGUGGUCGAUGCCGUGGACACACGGCUGGAGUACAGGCUGUAAUGCAGGAAUGUCCUUUCCACCCGCAGCAAUGGGAGCGGCUCCUUCAUUUCAAGCUUCUCCACUUGUUUCACCCGCGUGUGGUCCCGCGUCCUGACAUGAUCCACCGCCGAACAGACUGAUGACCUGAACUGAUGGCUGCAGAUCACAUGCCUGCCCAUCAUACGCCUGCCCGACGCCUGCAUGGCUGGGACCAGCCGCUCCGCAACAUAGCCAGCCAAGUGCGGGUGCACGAAGGCAAACGCUCCGCAGGGGAGCACAACCUCGCACCGUGCCUCCCGCAGGGCCUCGCGACAAGCCGCAAGAUCUGCACCCUGCAACAAUUCGCCACGCACGGACGCCGGGCAGCGAGAGAGAGUGAGCAACCAUCUGCCCCAUGCAAUCCUCCACGCCAGGCCUACAACUGUACAUAAGGGAGAGACAGAGAGAGAGAGAGAUUUUCGCCCUCGCAAUGGCCGUCGUCACUGUCUAACGCCAGCGCGACUGUAUGGACUGGAGCGUGCGAGCUCUCCUCCCGUCGAAUUUCCUCAGGGAUGCAGGGUGCCCCGGGUCGAAGUUUGCAAAACUGGGCCUGGCUGGCGAGCCGACUCUCUGAAUGGCGCGACAGCUGCGGGGGCGCAGGUCUACAUUCACCUCGGCAGGCAAAUGCGACCCCCCACACUGCCCGUGCAACCCCGCAAGCCACGCGCGAGGCGAGAUUGCCAACCGCUGGGGAACGUCAGGGAAGACCAAGUGGGAUAUCACCAACAGGGAGAGGGCGGGGGCGAAAAGGAGGGGGACAAGGACAGUUCGCAUGUCUGGACGCGCAACUGGCGAAGCGAGAUGAAUCUGUUCAGUCGGUGGCAGCACCACUGUUGGGACGAGUGGUGUGCGAAAGUGAAACAACUUCACAAACAUAAACUUUCGGAGAUCCGCGCAGGUCCCUUGAAUCUGCGGCGGGCCCCCCUGGCGGAGAAUUACGCAACGCUCCUUGCGCGCGGAGCUCCGCGCGCCAGGGAGGGGGGCCCAGCGCCGACCGAAGAAGUCCACGCGGACCUUCAGAAGCUCUGUUUGUGCAAUCUGUUCUUCGUCGAUGAACUGUUGCCACCCCCGCCUACGCGGGGGACAAGCCGUUUUUUGGCACAGAGCUGACUGAACCAGGAAGCGGG